Molecule: messenger RNA, 5905 nt
Organism: Camellia sinensis
Lineage: Eukaryota; Viridiplantae; Streptophyta; Magnoliopsida; Ericales; Theaceae
Source: RefSeq, a predicted model, not a curated record
AAAAAAAAAAAAAUUUCCCUGUAUUCUCUUUUGAUUUUUUUUAGGAAACUUGUAAUCUUCUCCUCUGUAAAUCUAUUUUAUUAACUCUGUGUUGAACAAUUACCAAAUCAGUAUUCUCUACAUUCUGUUUUCAUUUUACUAAGCUCACUUUCUUCUUUGCAAUUUCUGUUUUACAACACAAGUUCUCUUUGUUCAAUUAUAUUGUAAUUGUCUAUAUUCAAGCUUGCUUGUCCAAAAAAAAAAAAAAAACCUUUAGAUCCCCUCUUGCAAAAUGUUCCUUUGAUAUCUUCAUAUCCUCUACAAAAUUGUAUUUCUCUUUGUUGCAGGAGAAAGAAAUCUCUGUUCUAGAAAUCUUUGUAACCUCUUCCUCUGCCACUCUAUUUUAACUCUGUGUUCAACAAUUACCAUUCUGUUUUCAAUAGCUAUUUGUUUUCUUCUGGUUUUACAUAUUGCAUUCCAGAAAAAGGAAAAAAAGAAAAAAGAAAAAAGAAAAGAGAAAAGAAACAGAGAGAGGUACAUAACUGAAAUAGAAGUGAGAAAUGGCUACUGGUUGGGUUGGUUUUGUUGGUCCGAUUGUAGGCAAGAUUGGAGAAUUUCUAAUGGCUCCAGUUGGCCGUCAUUUUGGUUAUCUAUUUUCCUAUAAAAGCAAGGUCAAGAAUCUGAAAGAUCAAGUCAAGAAGUUGGAUGAGAAAAGAGGUGCAAUGCAGCUAUCAGUUGAUGAAGCAGAGAGAAAUGUAAAAGUUAUUGGACCUGAUGUUAAGGGGUGGCUGGAAAGGGUUGAUAAAUGCAGCAAAGAGGCCAGAGAAAUUCUAAAAGUUAAAGUUGAAGCAAACAAAGGAUGUCUAUAUGGGUGGUGUCCAAACCUGAAGUUACGUUACUCGCUCGGUAAGAAAGCAACCAACAAGGCAAAAGAGGCGGCUAAGUUGCACGAAGAGCGGAAAUUGACACAAGUGGCCUACAAUGAGCCUCCACCAUGGAUAGAAUCCACAUCCACUGAAGGUAUUAAAGUUUUUGAAUCUAGAAGAUUGAUUACGAAUGAUGUCAUGGAGGCACUGAAGUAUGAUGGAUUCCACAUGAUUGCGAUAUGUGGGAUGGGAGGUGUUGGUAAGACAACAAUGGUGAAAGAAGUUGCCAAAAGAGCAAAAGAAGAGAAAUUGUUCGAUGAGGUUGUGAUGGCUGUAGUGUCCCAAAGUCCUAAUGAAAGGAAGAUUCAAGGUGAAAUUGGAGAUAAAUUGGGUUUGGAAUUUAGGGUGGAGACUGAACGUGGAAGAGCAGAUCGACUACGUGAAAGAAUAAGGGGCACCAAGAGAAUCCUUGUCAUAUUGGACGAUGUUUGGGAGCGUCUUGAACUGAAUGACAUAGGAAUUCCAUUUGGAGAUGGUCAUAGAGGUUGCAAAAUUUUGCUGACUUCUAGAUUUGAUAAUAUAUGCAACGAUAUGGAUGCUCAAAAGAAAUUUACAGUUGAAGUCUUAACUGAAGAAGAAGCAUGGAAUCUCUUUGAGGAGAUGGCUGGAAUUUUCAAUGACACAAGUCACACAAGUACUGAUUUGUAUAUCACACAGAAGAAAGUUGCGGAUGAAUGUGGAUGUUUGCCAAUUGCUAUUGUUACAGUUGCGAGGGCACUCAAAGAUAAAGAUAGGCACUCAUGGAAUUCAGCCCUGCUACAGUUACGCAAGUCCAUGGUAAAAAACAUCAGGGGAGUAGAAGAAAAGGUGUUCAAAUCUCUGGAGUUGAGUUACAACUUCUUAGGAAGUAGAGAAAUUAAGGAAUGCUUUUUGCUUUGCUCCUUGUAUGCAGAAGAUUUUAAUAUUCCAAUUGAAGAUCUUGUUAGAUAUGGAGUUGGGAUAGAGUUGUUUGAGGCCAUUGAUAGCGUCAACGAAGCAAGAGACAGAGUACAUGCCUUUGUUGAUGAGUUAAAAAAAGGCUAUCUCUUGAUGGAUGGCGAUGGAGGAGGUUGUGUUAAAAUGCAUGAUGUAGUUCGUGAUGUUGCUAUAUCAAUAGCAUCCAGGGAGGAGCAUUCAUUUAUGGUAAGAUGUGACGAAGCAUUGAAAGAAUGGCCGGAGAAAGAACGACACAAAAAUUACGCUGUAAUUUCAUUGCGAUGCACUGGUAUGAGCAAGCUGCCUGAUAAUCUAGAAUUUCCAAAACUCCAUCUUUUACGGCUAGAGCACAAUUAUACAUCAAAACUACCGGAUAGUUUUUACGGAGGGAUGAAGGAAAUCAAAGCUUUAAGCAUGUUGAAUGUGUACAUAAAAGGAUCACAGCCGACAUCACUGCGAUGGUUGACCAACCUCCGAAGCUUGUCACUAUACGAAUGCGGACAGAUCAAUGAUGUAUCUGUAAUAGGGGCAUUAGAGAAUCUAGAAAUUUUGGGUUUCGAAGGCACUAGAAUUGAUGAGUUGCCAAAAGAAAUAGGUCAGCUUAGUCACUUGAAGCUACUGGAUUUGUUGCGAAGUGGUGUGAAGAGGAUUUGCCCAGGUGUUUUGUUGAGCUUAUCAAAGCUAGAAGAGUUGUAUCUUGGGUCUAGCUUUAAUGAUGAACACAGGAUAGAAGAAACUAAAGCAACUUUGACUGAGCUGUGUGGGUUGUCUAAUUUUACGACUUUGGUCAUUCACCUACAACGUUUUGCAUACUGGCCAAGAGACUUGGUCCUUACGAAUCUAAAAGCAUUCGCUAUAACCAUUAGCCCUAUGAUCUUUACUAGAGAUAGUUGUGAUUAUCAAUUACAAAACCAGUUGAGUCUCGGGGAUCUUCACGAGAGCAAUCUUAUGGAGAGUGGGUUCGAGAAUCUUUUCAAGAUCACUAAAAUUUUAGAAAUAACGCAAGCAGUAGGUGUGAAGAAAGUUGGCUAUGAUUUAGACAAAGAUGGUUUCAAAAAAUUAACAGAAUUGUUCUUGAAAUAUUGUCAGGAUCUGGAAUAUGUCAUUGACACAACAGAUGGGGUUCCAGUUCCACAAAUAGCCUUCCCUGUGUUACAGUGGCUACGUCUCGAUCAUUUAGAUAAUUUGAAAGAGAUUUGUCAUGGCCAACUAUCAGAGGAGGCCUUCAGUGCGUUGAAAAGGCUGGAACUACGGGACUUGCCCGCAUUGACACAUUUGUGGAAGGGUCCUACUCAACUUGUACGGCUCCGCAACCUGACUUCUCUAGAACUGAAGAGAUGUGAUAAACUGGAAAGCUUGUUCUCAUUAUCCAUAGCCAGAUAUCUGAUGCAACUACAGAAACUUGAUGUAUCUAAAUGUCGUAAGAUGGAAGUACUUAUUUCGAGCGACGAAGAAGAAGGAGAUCAAAAUGAGAUAGCAUCAAAAACAACAGAUAAAAUUGUUUUUCCUAAACUAAAGGAAUUGUAUCUUAGAUGCCUACCAAGUUUUACUGCUCUCUGCAAGGCUAUGAAUGGAAUUGAGCUGCUGCAAUUGAACCAGCUGAUACUCUGGGGGAUACCAAAGCUUAAUAGUUUUUGCAAUACUUCGGAUAGCAAUUGCGAUACUAUUCAACCUCUCUUCAAUAAGGAUCUGAAAUAUGUCAUUGACACAACAGAUGGGGUUCUGGUUCCACAAAUAGCCUUCCCUGUGUUACAGUGGCUAUGUGUCGGUCAUUUAGAUACACUGAAAGAGAUUUUUCAUGGCCAACUACCAGAGGAGGCCUUCGGUGCGUUGAAAAGGCUGGACCUAUGGGACUUGCCCGCAUUGACACAUUUGUGGAAGGGUCCUACUCAACUUGUACGGCUCCGCAACCUCACUUCCCUAGAACUGACGAGAUGUCAUAAACUGGAAAGCAUGUUCUCAUUAUCCAUAGCCAGAGAUUUGAUGCAACUACAGAAACUUGAUGUAUCUCAAUGUCGUAAGAUGGAAGUACUUAUUUCGAGUGAAGAAGAAGGAGAUCAAAAUGAGAUAGCAUCAACAACAAUAGAAACAACAGAUAAAAUUGUUUUUCCUAAACUGAAGGAAUUGUAUCUUAGAGGCCUACCAAGUUUUAUUGCUCUCUGCAAGGCUGUGAAUGGAAUUGAGCUGCUGCAAUUGAACCAGCUGAUACUGUGUGAGAUACCGAAGCUCAAUAGUUUUUGCAAUAGUUCGGAUAGCAAUUACGAUACUAUUCAGCCUCUCUUCAAUCAGGUUAAAUUAUUUACCAUUGAGCAAUUGAUGAUCGCUCAAAAUGAUAAAGUGAUAGAGAUAUGGCCCAGGGAACUUCAACCUAAAGUGAGAGACAUGAUUAUUUGGCGGUGUCCUAAGCUAUCGAAUAUUCUUUUUCCAUCCAAUGUGAUUAAGGGCAUGCAGAGUCUUGAACGACUUAUGGUGAUGUGGUGUCAAUCUGUGGAAGUAGCAUUUAAUCUUGAAGGAAUAAUUGUUAGGGAAGGCUAUCCAGACAUCGUACUCCCUUCAUUAACAAAAUUGGUCCUACGUUAUCUACCAAAGUUGACACAUGUUUGUAAGAGCAACUUACUAAGAAUUCCAAGCUUUCAGAACCUGACAUCCUUAACAGUAAUGUGUUGUAGCAGUUUGAGAUAUAUAUUCUCAUCUUCUCAAGCAGAAUUUCUUGUGAAACUACAAGAAAUAACUGUAACUGAAUGUGGUGUGCUGGAAGCGAUUGUUAAUGAGGAACCAAAAGUAGAUGAUGAAGUUGCAACAAAUAUAAUCAUGGUCCCUCAACUAAAUAGUCUCAAACUCUGUCAUCUGCCAAACUUCAAGAGUUUAUGUCCCCAAGCUUACACAUUUGAAGGAUCAUUCAUCAAGAAGAUAAAAGUAAUCAACUGUCCCAACAUGAGGGCACUCCCUUCAGCAUUGCAGCGCAUGCUAGAGCUACAAGACAGCAAUGUUCGAAAAGUGGACUUUUUUAACUCAGCUCAACACGAUCUCUUGGAUGGAAAGUUUAGUUUAAACACAGAGGGAAUACUUGAUGUCACAGGAAUAGAUGAGCCAACUGAUAUAUGGCACAAUCAACUCGAAGUCGGAUGCCUUGACAAAGUAAGAUUCAUGCGGGUCCAGUUUUGUGGGAAAUUAUCAAGUGUUGUCUCGUUCAAGUUAAUGCAAAGGCUGCACAAUAUACAAGGGCUAAAAGUAUGGUGGUGUGAUUCACUGGAAAUGAUAUUUGGUCUCCAAGAAGGGGUAUGUGCUGAUGUUGCUGAGAAAGAAACAUUAAUCACUCAGUUAAGCAAAUUGAAAUUGAAGUAUUUGCCCAAGUUGACGCACAUAUGGAAGAAUAUUUCCCAACAAGCUCAUUGUUUCGAAAAUCUAAGAUUUCUAACAGUGCAGCACUGUGACAACCUGAGAUAUAUAUUCACAAUUUCCAUGGCCAAUGCUCUUGUGAAUCUACAAAAUCUAACAGUUGAACAUUGCGAGAAGGUAGAAAAGAUUGUCACCAGGGAAAACGAAGAAGAAAUCUUUUGGCGAGAAAAUAUGGUUGUCAAGCUUAGAAAUCUUCCAAGUCUCGUGUGUUUUGGCCCGGAUGUAAAUGAUACUGAAAUUCCAGUCAUAACAGCCAAAGCAAGAUUCUGCCCCAAAUUUCCAGGCAAUGAGGAUGGAGUUGGCUUGGACUUUAAGUAUCUCGACAAUGACUUUUUUUAUCAAAAUCUUGACGUUGACAAUUUUGUCGAAGAAGAUGACUUUGAUGACUUUGUCGAAGAAGAUGACUUUCACGACGAUGACAAUUAACAACGUUGUCAGGUGAUUUUUGAGUCAUGAUUUUCUCAAAAUUCUAUGAGGAUCAAGAAGUUGGAGAAGCCAACCAAGGUUAUAGGGUGGUCUCAUAUAUCUAUGGAAACUAUUUAGUUGUUAUGAUUACGUUUUAUCGGACUAUUGUCUAAAUUUGAAUAAGCUAUUAGCUCUUACUAUUUGCUCUUUGUAGUGUGUGUUCUUGUUUGUUGGGUUGGUGAUGCUGCUAGCAAAACCUUGUGAACUGGACACACUUUAUU